Molecule: messenger RNA, 6279 nt
Organism: Octopus bimaculoides (California two-spot octopus)
Lineage: Eukaryota; Metazoa; Mollusca; Cephalopoda; Octopoda; Octopodidae
Biological process (GO): regulation of transcription by RNA polymerase II
Cellular component (GO): nucleus
Molecular function (GO): sequence-specific double-stranded DNA binding; DNA-binding transcription factor activity
Source: RefSeq, a predicted model, not a curated record
CGCUCGCUCACUGGUUGGUUGGUUGUCUGGUUGGCUGGUUAGUUGGUUGGUCGGGCUGUUUUCACGAACAGGCAAACAUUGACAAGCGGGGCUGGCUGGCUGGCAUGUUUGCGAGAGACAAAACACACACACACACACACACACGUACACACACACUUUCUCCUUUUAAUUACUUAACUUUAUAGUCAACAACAACCAACAACAACAACGACAUCUAACGACAGGCACAGCCACACUCAAACAAUAAGCAACAGACUCGUGAGUGCUGUCGGUAACCUAACUCGAAUCAUUUUUGCCUUCACUCACACACGCAGACAUUUCAAGUUUACGUCGCGGAUAGCAAAGUGGUUUUUAAACAACCUGCUUCGGUAACGACAAACAAGCCGCAACAAGACGAAGAACAACAAACAAACAAACAGCAAACACAGGAAUAUAACCAAUUAUUACUACCACCACUACUACUAUUACAACGACUACGACUGCUAUUAUUAUUAUUACAAAUUACUACUACCAUUUAAAGCUUCGUCAUUGAGUUUUGUAGUGUUGUUACAUACGGAUAAAUUAUAUAGGAAUUAAUGAGAAGAUAUUUUAACGGCCUACCCCUUGGAACAAUCGAAUUUGCUUUCAACUACCACGACUGCGAAACACUUCUACGACAAGAUUAAGAACUACAACUAUUUCUACUACAACAACAACAGCAACUACUACUACUACUACUACUACUUCAUAUACUGUCCGGUAAGUUAGUAGUAUUACUGCGAAUUGGAUAAUUAAAAAAAAAUAUAUAUAUAUAUAUCUGUAUAUAUAAAAGAAAAAUUGAAGAAAAGAAAACCAACGCCGCAACAGUUCACUAAUUGUUACGGUAACUACAAAAUAAGUACAAUAAUUAUUUACUACAACUGGUACUACUCCCUAUACUGUUUUUUUUUGGCUUUUUUUUUCCUCUGUAUUAUUAAGCCUGCUGUCUGUCUGUCAUACAUAUAAUAACAGUAAUACCACAUACGCAUAUACACAUAUACAUAUACAUUCUCAUGCACACGUACGCAAACUAUUUUUAUUAUUCGAAUUGUUAAGGUUAUUGUUGUAAUUGCUGUUGUCGUUUUUACUACAACGUUAACGGCAACUUCUACCACCACUGAAACUACUACUCCUCCUCCUCCUACUACUACUUUACUAUUACCGCUACUAUUGUUACUAUACUACUACUACUACUACUACUACUACUACUACUACUACUACUACUACUACUACUACUACCAAUAUCCACUGAUGUUCUAGGCACAUUCAUCCCACAACAGUUCAUGUUAGCUACCACAAGCAAUAAACACUACAACCCCGACACAUUUACAUUACAAACGAAUAACAAAAACAGCAACUACUACUGCUACUAGUACUACUACGACUACUACUGCUGCUACAACAACUUCUACUACUAUUGAUUCUGUAUUUUUGUGUGUGUUUUUUUUUUGUUUAUUUGUUUUAAAUCUCGUUGACUAGACUCUACAUGUUGGACAUGGUAAAAAUGGCGGCAGCCGCAACUUCCGUAUCAACAGCCGCCAUUCCGUUAUCGUUAGUCGGGCCGCUGCGGCCCGAGAGUAAACACCACAACCAUAGCCACAUCCACAAUCACAUACACAGUCAUAGUCACAACAACAACAACAGCAACAGCAGUAGUACCAACAACAGCAACAGUCACGCUCACAACCACAGUCAUAAUCAUAACCACAGCGCAGCUCCCUCGAUGGGACGGCCACUUCGUCACAGCACCAACAACAUUAAAAGCAACAACAAAAAUAGUAACUCCAACAAUACUAACAACAAUAACAUUAGAUCGUUUAGCAUCAGUAGUAUGCUGGGUGAAAGUCUUGCUGAAGGAAAUUCACUAACGUCUUCACAGCCGAUAAUAGUGGCUGCCGCCGCUGCGGCCACCGCCUCGGGAGUCUCCAACAGGACCACCACUUCUACGCCUCCGCCACUCUUGUUACCUUCUGCAAAUGGGAAUGCGUUAAUUACAGCAACUGCAACUGGCAUGCCGCCUUUAUUGCAUCUACCUUCGCAACAACAACAACAACAACAACAACAACAACAGCAUCAUCACCAUCAACACCACCAACAUCAACUUCACCAGCAGCAGCAUCACGUGCUUCGCCAACCGCCGAACCAUCAUCAUUCACUGCUCCAUCACAUACAACAGCAACAACAACAACAACAACAACAACAGCAACAACAACAACAGCAACACCAUCGGCGUCGUCACCAUCAUACAACGACAGCGCCGAGGCCCAACACUAACAACAACAACAACAAUACUAACACCAACGGCAACGGCGCAACUGCAUCGCCGCCGCCACCCCCUCUCCUGCCUCUCCCUUCUCCGCCUCAUCCUCUCACCGCACCUCGUUACACGCCUUCCUCUUCUCCUUCUUCCUCGCCUGCUUCUUCUCCUUCUCCUCCUUCGUCGGUGCGUCUUUUAGCAUCGCAACAACAACAACAACAACAACAUAUUCAGGGCCUUCCGCAUCAUCACCAUCACCUUAACCACAGCAACAAAAUCAGCCCCCACGUCCACCCCCAAACACAACAGCACCAGCAACGUCAACUGCAUCACCGUCAACAGCAAAUGUCUGUAGGCCUCAACAACAACAAACAUAACACAAAGCAUCAUCAUCGGCAUCAGCAACACGAUCAACAACAGGGUAUUGCGACGAGCGUGGAGCCGGGUACGCCGACCGACAGCUUACCGACGCUGGACGGAGAUGACGACAGAAUGAUGACAGAGUUUGAUGACGACGAUGACAAUGGCAGCAAUGACGAUGGCGUCGAUGACGACGAUGACAACGAUGGUGAUGAUGAUGAUGAUGGCGGUGGUGGUGGUAUUAGUGGUGGUGGUGGUGGUGGUGGCGGUGAUGAUAUCAGCGACGGCGUUGCUCAUCGUCAGCAGCCUCUCCAUCAUCCUCCUCAUCAUCAUCAUCAUCAACAACAACAACAUCAGCACCAUCAUCUUCAGCAUCGUCACCAUCGCCGCCGUCAUCGUCGCUAUCGUGACGACGAUGACGACGAGGAAGACAGAGACGAUCGAGGUGAACGUGACGACGGUGGUGGAGGCGGCGGCGGAGGCGGCGGCGGCGGUGGUGGCGUCGGUGAUGGCACUGACCGUCAGCGGCGUCGCCGUCACCACCACAACCAUCACCAUCCUCAUCGUAGUGAUGGCGUUCAUCCUGAUUCUGUAGCUAACAUAAACGAUGACGGCGCACGCGUUGAUGCUGAUAAUAAUGAUGAUGAUGCUGAUGUUGAUAAUGUUGGUGGUGUUAGCGAUAGUAAUAUUGAUAAUGAUGAUAUUGGUGGCGUUGCUGAUGUUGAUAAUGUUGUUGAUGAUGAUGAUGAUAAUGGUGGUGUUAACGACCUCAAUAUUGAUGUUGAUGGUGAUGGUAAAGGUGAUAAUGUUGAUGAUGGCGAUCGUGAUGAUAAUGGCUGUUCUUCAGGUGCUGGCGGCGAUGUUGUUGACCGUGGUAGUCGUGUUGUUGCUAAUGGUCGUGUUGACGAUGAUAAUGAUGAUGAUGAUGAUGAUGAUGAUGUUGAUGUCGAGGUUGAUAUUAAUGUUGACGAUGAUGAUGAUGAUGAUAAUAAUAAUAAUAAUAAUAAUAAUAAUAAUAAUAAUAAUAAUAAUAUCGGUGUUGGCAACAACGGUGGUGGUCGUGGUGGUGGUGGUCGUUAUAUGGACGUGUACAAAAACGCUAACUGUAUAGAUAAUGACGAUUGUGAUGAUGACGAUGAUAAUGUUGAUGAUGAUGAUGAUGAUGUUGGUGAUGAUGAUGAUGAUGUCGGCAGUAACGUUGGCGUUCGUGGUAUCUGUGAUAAUGGCGGUGUUGUUGUUGAUGAUGAUGACGACGACGACGAUGAUAAUAUGGAUGCUGUAACUAAUGAAGAUGAUGAUAAUGAUGAUGUUGAUGAUGAUGAUGAUGAUGAUGACAUGCAUGUUGAUGUGGAGAGUCUGGAGUUUGAAACAGACAUCUCUUGCUUCGAUAGGCAUCGGCGUAUCGGUCGUUCUAUCGAUAGUGAAACUAGCAACAACAACAACAACAAUAACAACAGCACAAGCUGUAAUGACAGUAACAUAUCAUUUAGCAACAACAAAAACAAAAACAACACUAAAAACCUUUUGACCAGUAAAAACAACAAUAGCAACGACAACAAUAUGACCAUCACUCCUGACUGUCUACCGUUAAGUACCCACAUGUCACCCGUCUCUUACGAUAUCCAGAAACGGACGGCUACGGGCGACGACCAUCACGCGAGCAACGGGAAAGCUAGCGCUGCUGGUGGUGGUAGUGGUGGUGGUGGUGGUGGUGGCGGUAACGGUGGUGGCGGUGGUGGUGGCGGUGGUGGUGGUGAGCAGGACGAGAAAAACAAGGAAAACAACAAAAACAACACCAACAACAACGGUAACGGUCCGAGUGAUACAAAGUCACAAGGUACCAACAGCAACAACAACAACACAAGCAACAACAGCACUGGCAACAACAACACCAACAGCAACAACAACAACAACAACGGUAGCGGCAAUAGUAGUAGUACCAAUAACAGCAACAACAACAGUAGCAGCAGCAGCAGCAACAGCAACAACAACAAUAAUAAUAACAACAACAACAACAGUAGCAGCACCAGCAACAACAGCAGCAACAGCCGGGCGGAGAAACCCCCGUUCAGUUACAAUGCCCUCAUUAUGAUGGCUAUACGCAGCAGCCCCGAAAAAAGACUGACCCUUAACGGGAUUUACGAAUUUAUAAUGAAAAACUUCCCUUACUAUCGCGAAAACAAACAAGGGUGGCAGAAUUCAAUCCGGCACAAUCUCAGCUUGAACAAGUGUUUUGUGAAGGUACCCCGGCAUUAUGACGACCCUGGCAAAGGUAACUACUGGAUGUUGGACCCGUCUAGUGAUGACGUAUUCAUUGGGGGCACAACAGGCAAACUCAGGCGCCGAUCCACAGCGGCAUCGCGGAGUCGCUUGGCGGCGUUCAAACGCGCUGGUUUCCCACGAUUAACGCCACCCGGAUAUUCACUGCACGCUGACAAAACGAACCCUUUUCUAUGGUCGAUAUCCUCAAUGUACCCGCUUGCAGCGGCAGCCAGCACGGCCGGUUCAGCGUUUCGAUACAACGGCAUAGCACCUUAUCCUUACCCGACGUUUUUGACCCCGGCAACGAGUGGUCGAACGUCGGCUUUGGCGGCCGCAGCAGCCGCGGCAGCGGCUGCGGCAUCGGCGGCGACGCCAACGACAGUCAGUGGAGGCGGCAGCGGUGGUGGCGGUGGCAGUGGUGGCGUGGGUAGUGGCGGCAGUGGCAGCGGUGGCACAUCGAACUUUUCCGUCGAACGGUUACUGGGUAACGAAUCGACGGCACCAUCAGCAUCAUCACUGAUCAGUCACCCCGGAUUAACAUCGCCCAUCCGACCCGAAGUAACGCUCACAAGUCCGUCACCUUACGCCAGCUUAGCCGUGUCACCAACCGCGCUCCUUUUUCCACACCUUACGCAGGCCCAUCCUUGCGCCAAUGGACUUGAACUUUAUGCGGGUCUCCGCAGUCUACCUGUAUCACACGCGUCGGCAUUCACCUCAGCAGUGGGGCUUCAUCCAGCGAUAUCUUCAGGUAUUGCAUCUUCAGACUCUUCAUUCACAGCUGUGCCACCAGUCGGUGCGGCAAGACCCACAUGAGAUUUCCCAUCUCUUGAUGUCUGACAGUCAUACAAUGUAUAAUGUAUGUAUAUGUAUGUGUAUAUAUGUAUAGACAUAUAUGCACAUUUGUAUGUGGUUGUAUAUAUAUAUAUGUAUAUUUGAUGAUAUAGAUAUGUGCGUGCAUGAAUAUAAGGGGCGUGAUUUGUCUCAAGCAUAGAAUAUGCAUAAGAUACGUACACAUCAUAAAUGCAUAGAACCCACAUUUGUACGCAACACAUAUAUACAUAGAAUUACUUGCAUACAUACAUAUAUAUAUAUAUGUAUAUGUAUAUAUAUCCAUACGUAAAUACAUACAUAUAUGUAAAUGUAAAUAUAUACGCAUAUAUACAUAGCCACGUAUAUGCAUUCAUGUACACAAAUACGUAUGUACAUAUAUAUAAUUGAUGUUUAAAUGCUGUGUUAAAAAAAGCUAUCUAUGAAAAUAUGAAUACAAUGUGAAUAGGAAUGUAUAUUUUGGAAGUAUGAUUAAUUUACUUGUGUACGUAUGCGUGCAUGUAGGGAGUAUCUACACACACGCACAGUAAUCCCUAUAAGUAUAUAUAUAUAUA